This is a messenger RNA of Caenorhabditis briggsae, 732 nucleotides long. NCBI's taxonomy places the organism in Eukaryota, Metazoa, Nematoda, Chromadorea, Rhabditida, Rhabditidae. The transcript has 4 exons. The record is from RefSeq and is a predicted model, not a curated record. Bases 1 to 732 code for a protein of 243 amino acids.
AUGGCUAUGAUUAUUUUGCUAUUGACAAGUUUGGCUAUUGGAUCCGCAAGUGGACAGGAGGAUGCGGCUAUUAUCGCGCCAAUAAAUCCGCUUCCAGUGAAGCCAGUGCUACCAUCUAUCACUUGUGCCAAUGUUCUGUGCAUAAUGAAUUCCACCUGUGUGAUGUAUGAGGCUCUUGAUGGGAAGAUGAAGCCAUAUUGCUUGCCAAUUGAUUAUAAGAACACCUGUGCCCACACCAAAUGUAAAUGCCUCGAGAAAUGCGUAAUGGUCGAGGUCACUUGUGUCACGGCUCCAUGUUACCCGGUACCCGAGUGCAGACCCCGCCGGAUCAUCCGCCCACCCAUCCAGCCAAAUCCUAUCGAGCCACUUCCAAUCGAAUCCGCUCGCAACAAGCGUCAAGCAGAGGUCUCUUUGGACAAUCCGCUGCCAGUGGUACCAUUGAAUCCAUGUGAUACAGUCAAGUGCGCUGCUGGUACUCAAUGUGUGCUUCAUGAUGCAGUUUGUAAAGCUCCUCCAUGCAAUCCUAUACCUACAUGUGAACCUAUCAGAUGCCCAGGUAAAAAUCAAGAGUGGUUGCAAUGUGGAUCGGCUUGUCCAAAGAGAUGUGAGCAGAAAGAACCGGUGUUGUGCAAAGCAGUGUGCCGUCCGGGAUGUUUUUGCAAAAAAGGAUUCUGUCUAAGCAAAUCGGGAAAAUGUGUUGCUGAUAACAACUGUGGAAUUUUGAUCGAAUAA